AACGCGCAACCACACUCUGCAGCAGGGCUUGCCAACCUGUCCCCACACCGGGGUGACCGCCGGUUAAACUACGGCAGAUCGAUUCCAAUCUCAGCAGACCUCUAAUCGGUUAAGGAAGUCCCUUCGCUCCGGCGUCCAGGGGGUGUUUGGAAGCUACCGCCCUUAGUCCGGACGCCCGUGGGGAUACGUGCGCCCCGGCUGGCCGCGAGCGUGGGCACGCUGGGCCCUUUCCAGGCGCACAGCUGGACGCGCUCCUGACCCUUGACCCCCAGCGUCCACAGUCUCCCCCCUCCCUGGAGUUCGAAAUGCUUUACUUGAUCGGCUUGGGCCUGGGAGAUGCCAAGGACAUCACAGUGAAGGGCCUGGAAGUUGUGAGACGCUGCAGUCGAGUGUAUUUGGAAGCCUACACGUCAGUCCUCACUGUAGGGAAGGAAGCCCUGGAAGAGUUUUAUGGGAGAAAAUUAAUUCUUGCUGACAGAGAAGAAGUGGAACAAGAAGCAGACAAUAUUUUUAAGGAUGCUGAUGUCAGUGAUGUCGCAUUCCUUGUGGUUGGUGACCCAUUUGGGGCUACAACACACAGUGAUCUUAUUCUGAGAGCAACAAAGUUGGGAAUCCCAUAUCAAGUUAUUCACAAUGCCUCCAUAAUGAAUGCUGUAGGCUGCUGUGGUUUACAGUUGUACAAAUUUGGAGAAACAGUUUCUAUUGUUUUUUGGACGGACACUUGGAGACCAGAAAGCUUCUUUGACAAGGUGAAGAAGAACAGACAAAAUGGCAUGCACACAUUGUGCUUACUUGAUAUCAAAGUGAAGGAACAGUCUGUGGAGAAUCUCAUCAGGGGAAAGAAGAUCUAUGAACCUCCUCGGUAUAUGAGUGUGAACCAGGCAGCCCAGCAGCUUCUAGAAAUUGUUCAGAAUCAGAGAGCUCGUGGGGAAGAGCCAGCAAUCACUGAGGAGACACUCUGUGUUGGCUUAGCCAGAGUUGGCGCUGAAGACCAGAAGAUUGCAACAGGCACUUUACAGCAAAUGUGUACAGUGGACUUGGGGGAACCAUUGCAUUCUUUGGUCAUUACAGGGGGAAGCCUGCAUCCCCUGGAGAUGGAAAUGCUGAGUCUCUUCCUUAUCCCAGAGGCCCAGAGUAUUAAUGGACUCUGACCAUGGACAUUUUCUGUUGUCUCACAAUUUGGUUAGAUUGGGGUGUGUUGCAUUUAUAUGACAAAUGGCAUGGGUCUGUCAUUUAUCUUGAAAAUGUAACAGAAAUGACGAAGAAGAAGCAAGUUGACCCAACAGUAUUUGGUUUCCUGCAGCAGUUUUCCCAUUUCAUCAUCAGUUGCUGUUGCAGUAUCCCUUGGCUACUUACUGGAGUGUGCACACGUGGGGCAGACCAAGCUGGGAAAGUGCGGCUGGGUAUCCACACAUUCAGAAGCCUUUUCAUAUCUGAAAUCAAUGCAAGGAGGUGCUAAGAAUAUCUUUGAGGAAACUGGAAUAUGAAUUACUUGAACCCUGUUUUUAAGGGUUUAAAGAAGCAUAAAGUACCAAGAAAAGCAAAUAAAAGAUUGCUAAUUAUUCAUA
Molecule: messenger RNA, 1568 nt
Organism: Meriones unguiculatus (Mongolian gerbil)
Lineage: Eukaryota; Metazoa; Chordata; Mammalia; Rodentia; Muridae
Gene: Dph5
Product: diphthamide biosynthesis 5
Exons: 8
Coding region: 306-1151 (281 amino acids)
Biological process (GO): protein histidyl modification to diphthamide
Molecular function (GO): diphthine synthase activity
Source: RefSeq, a predicted model, not a curated record